Molecule: messenger RNA, 735 nt
Organism: Serendipita indica DSM 11827
Lineage: Eukaryota; Fungi; Basidiomycota; Agaricomycetes; Sebacinales; Serendipitaceae
Source: the annotation of a GenBank genome assembly
AUGGGCAAUCUGCAACCCCGGACAAUGGUUCGCAUCCGCAUCGGAUGCUACACUGCAUUAUUUCUGUGGAGUUCGCUCCUGGUCUUUGUGGCCACGCUCCGCCUCGUCUACACCCUUGACCCACGUCGUGAUCGCCGACUCGUCAACGAGGAACCAUUUUACGAUCACUCCAUUGUCGAACUUUGGAUAUCUGCAGCGCUCUCUAUCCCUUUUUCCCUCCUCAUAAUCUUUGUUCUUCUCUGCAGGAAGCGACUCAGUACACUGUCACGCAACUGGUUCGAGCUUACAUCGCUCGUCAUCCUCUGGUGCCUGUGGCUAGGCGGCGCUGCUUCUUCUACAAGCUUUUGGCCAGAUAUCAGCCUUUGCUAUACGACCCCUUGCUCCGUCUUGAAUGCAAUACUAGCCUUUAGUUGGGUUGGUUUUGCAACGCUCACCUUUCUGCUCUUUCCGGCACUCUACUAUGUCGCAAGAUUCCAAGCAUGGGAUCACCACGCCUUUGAACAAUGGACUCCACGACCCGUUAUACGUGAAGACAGGACUUUUGCAGAGCAGAAGGAUAUCGGAGCGAGAGAGAUCGUUUCAUGGACGUAUGAGACUCAAGUUGAGAGUCGUGUGUCGUACCGCCUUUCGACAUUCACAGACAUUCUCCCUUGGCUCGUCUGGAGCGAGCACAGCACACCAUUUUCGAGCAAUGAAGGUUCUAUCUUGCCAACUAGUCGUGGUCAAAAGGAAUAG